AUGUCCGCGCGCCGCGCCGCCGCCGUCGGCGCCGCGGCCGCGGCCGUGCAGGUCGGCCGCUUCGCGUCGCGCGAUCGCGCCGAGGAGACGCACACGCUGUCCACGGCCGUGCAGCAGUUCUUCAUGUUCGACGCGCUGCGCGUGGCCGGCGCCUACGCGCGCUGGCGCCACGACCAGGACUGCGCGGGCUUCGAAGACACGCAGGCGGCGCUCCUGAAAUCGCUGCUCGAGCGCAACAAGGACACGGCCUACGGCGUCGACCGCGGCUUCGCCGCGCUCGCGGCCGCGGACGACGUCGUGGCGGCGUUCCGCGCGGCGCACCCGCUGACGACCUACGCGGACGUCGCGCCCUACGUGGACCGCAUCUACGAGCACGGCGGGCCCGUGCUCAACGCGUCGCCGGAGCGCAUGCUCGCGGCGACGUCCGGCACGUCGGGCCCAGCGUCGGGCCGCGUCGCGCUCUUGCCGACGACGCCGGAGAUGUCGUCGACGUUCUUCGCUCGCGGGAUUUUAGUGGUCUUCGACGUGCUGAAUCGUUUGGGCCACCUCGACCACCUCCAGCGGACGACGAAGCUCGCGUUCCAGCCGCGGCACCGCGAGGCGCCGUCGGGCCUGAGGGUGGGCCCGAACUCGUCGGGGCCCAAGGACCCGUCCUUCGAGCGGCUCCGGCCGUUGCUCUACUCGACGCCCAAGGCGGGCUACGCCGUGGAGGACGAGGCGUCCGCGCUGUACGUGCACUGCCUCUUCGCGGCGCGCGACCGCGACCUCGGGGUGCUGGAGGCGCCGCCCGGCGUCCCCGCGAACUUCGUGUCCAUGCCCGCGCGGCUCGUCGGGCUCCUCGGCGACCCGGCGUUCAACGCGCGCGUCGCCGCGGACGUCGAGUCCGGGACCCUCGACGCGGCCGUCGCGGCGGUCGUCGGGCCGGCGCUCGCGGCGGAGCUCGAGGCCGCGCUCGGGCCCGGCGACGCCGCGCGCGCCGGCGAGAUCCGCGCGGCGCUCGGCGACGGCGCCGCGGGCUUCGCGCUGCGGCUCUGGCCGAAGCUGAAGCUGAUUUUGGCGAACGCGACGGGCGCGUUCGAGCCCCACGCGCGGCGCCUGCGCGCGGGCGCGGGCGCGGGCGUGCCGAUCCGGUCGACGAUCUUGGCCGCGUCCGAGGGCCUCAUGGGCGUGUCGCUCGAGCCCCGCGACGACGGCGAGGCGGCCUACUGCCUCGUGCCGCGGGCCAUGGUCUUCGAGUUCCUGCCCGUCGUCGACGGCGAGGCCGGCGACGCGACGGUGCUCGCGGGCGAAUUGGAGGCGGGCGCCGACUACGAGCUCGUGGUCACGACGCUCGGCGGGCUCUGCCGCUAUCGGCUCGGCGACGUCGUCCGCGCCGUCGGCCGCCACGGCGGCGCGCCCCUCGUCGAGUUCCGCUACCGGGCGGGGCAGGUCCUGAACGCGCGGGGCGAGAAGACGUCGGAGGCGCAGCUCCAGGCGGCCGUCGAUCGCGCGCUGCCGGACGUCGCCGUCUUCGCGGCGGUGGAGCGCGCGGACGACGUCGAGGCGCCGGGCUACGACCUCCUCGCGCCGCUGGGCGGCGGCGACCCGGGCGCCGCCGCGGACCGCCUCGACGCCGCGCUCCGCGAGGAAAAUCCCGUCUACGCGACCUGGCGCGACAAGGGCGCGAUCUCGCCGCCCGUCGUCGUCGACGUGAGCGCGGCGGCCUUCGAGGCGCUUCGACGGAAGCAACUCGACGAGGGCGCGAGCCCGCAACAGCUCAAGGGCUCCCGCGUGCUCCGCAACGACGCGCACGUCCAGCUGCUCCUCGACCACGACCUCCCGCCGCCGCCGCCCGCGGAGGAGCCGCUCCCGGGGACGCUCGGCGGCGUCGCCAACUGGACGCGUGCUUUUGCGGCCUAG
Messenger RNA from Aureococcus anophagefferens, 1899 nucleotides. RefSeq lists its product as hypothetical. Gene Ontology annotation, cellular component: cytoplasm. The transcript is spliced from 4 exons. Gene Ontology annotation, molecular function: acid-amino acid ligase activity. Bases 1 to 1899 code for a protein of 632 amino acids. The record is from RefSeq and is a predicted model, not a curated record. NCBI's taxonomy places the organism in Eukaryota, Pelagophyceae, Pelagomonadales, Pelagomonadaceae.